CCCAGUGUUCAGGUUAAACUGGGGUUCCGGUCCGAUGGACCUUCUGAGGUUCUUCCUGUGGUUCAUGGAGCGGCUCCAAACGUGAAGCUAACGCUGCAAGACCCACAGAACCGGGACCGAACUGUCCACCUCCUCAGUCGGCUUUUACCCUGAAGGACCAACCGGAAGCUCGGCCUGCGCUCCAUGCAGCUUGAGGCUGAAGCCGACAGGAUGGAGAUGUGACCAGAACCGCGCGCCGAUCGGAACCACUGCAUGACGUCAGCAUGGCUGUGAAGGCGCUGGUUCUGUACGACUUCACAGCAGAACCGGGGAACAAUGAGCUGUCUGUCAGAGAGGGAGAGACGGUGACUGUUAUCGACCAGGCUGUGGGAGGAGGCUGGAUUGCAGCUCAGAACUCGAGCGGACGGACCGGACUGGUACCUGAGGGCUACUUACAGAUUGUUGGAGGAGGCAGCCAUACCUUGUCUGGGGGCGGGGCUUAUGCCAGGAGCAGUGAGGGAUGGGGCAGCCAAGCCCAGAACCAGUCCCCUCCAGGUGGCGAGGAAGAUGAUGGUGAGUGGGAUGAUGACUGGGAUGACCAGUCAGUUACCAGUUACCAUGGAAACGGUCACACAGAUGAGGAGACAGGGACUGCAGGACGGAGUACCCAGGGACACUCCGUCAAGAUCGCUCUUAACAAGUUCCCAUUCUCCAAAGGUCCAAAUCCAGAAGUCUUCCUAUUGGCCAGUCCACCAGCUAACAGCAGAGACAUCCUUCCUGUUUAUAUGGGAGAGGUGGGACCGGUCUGGCUCUAUCCUACGUCUCCUUUGGACUGCGUCAUCGCUGAUCCCAAGAAGGAGUCCAAACUCUAUGGUCUGAAGAGCUUCAUCGAGUACCAGAUCACUCCCAAUACCACCAACAGACCUGUCAAUCACCGCUACAAGCAUUUUGAUUGGCUGUAUGAGCGUCUGCUGGAGAAGUUCGGCUCCCUGCUGCCAAUCCCCUCUCUGCCUGACAAACAGGUGACAGGCAGGUUUGACGAGGACUUCAUCCGGAUCAGGAUGGAGCGCCUGCAGGCCUGGAUGACCCGCAUGUGUCGCCACCCGGUGGUCUCUCAGAGCGAGGUCUUCCAGCUCUUCCUGACAUAUAAGGAUGAGCGGGACUGGAAGUCUGGGAAGAGGAGAGCGGAGAAAGACGAGGCUGUGGGUCCCAUCAUGUUCAGUCUGGUCCAACCAGAGGCUGCAGAGCUGGAUGCUGCUCAGGUGGAACAGACGUGUGAGCUCUACAGCCGCUUCACCCGAUCCAUGGAAGAUGGAGUCAGAGAUCUGCUGAACGUUGGACAGACACACUGGAAGCGCUGCACUGGACCUCUGCCUAAAGAGUACGAGCGGAUCGGCCGAGCCUUCAGUAACCUCUCCACCGUUUUCGCCACCAGCAGGUAUCCAGGAGAGGAGACACUGACCAACGCGCUGACAGUGGCUGGAAAAACCUAUGAGGAGAUCGCUCAGAUCGUCGCAGAGCAGCCUCAGAAGGAUCUUCACUUCCUGCUGGAGACCAACAGCGAGUAUAAAGGCCUGUUGGGAUGUUUCCCGGAGAUACUCACUGUACACAAGGCUGCAGCAGAGAAGGUGAAGGAGGCGGACCGCCUGGUUUCUGCAGGAAGGAUCAGCAGCGGCGACAGGAAGCUGAUGAACCAGCGGCUCAGCUGCAUGAGCUACUCUCUGCAGGCUGAGAUGAACCAUUUCCAUAGCAACCGGAUCUACGACUACAACCGAGUGCUGAAGUUCUACCUGGAGCAACAGGUGACCUUCUACCAACAGAUUACAGACAAGCUGAGAGAAGCUCUGAAUCAUUUCGCCACCCUGUGAGGAUGGAGCCUGGUGAUGUCAUCGUCUAUUAACUGUCUCAGCCAAUAAAAGCCUUCGAAGCGGUUUGACUCAAUAAAAGACUUGAAGUUUUCCUAACAAAAUAAAAGCCUCGAAGUUUUCCUAACAAAAUAAAAGCCUUGAAGUUUUCCUAACAAAAUAAAAGCCUUGAUGCUGUUACUGGGUGUGAUAGGGACGUCUACCUGCUUCUGCUGAUUGAAUCUACCAAUAAAAUGUCUACCUCCUC
Molecule: messenger RNA, 2091 nt
Organism: Cyprinodon tularosa
Lineage: Eukaryota; Metazoa; Chordata; Actinopteri; Cyprinodontiformes; Cyprinodontidae
Product: sorting nexin-9-like
Exons: 17
Coding region: 264-1847 (527 amino acids)
Biological process (GO): protein transport; plasma membrane tubulation; endosomal transport
Cellular component (GO): plasma membrane; cytoplasmic vesicle
Molecular function (GO): protein binding; phosphatidylinositol binding
Source: RefSeq, a predicted model, not a curated record